CGGAUCGGGUAGUGACAGUAGCGUUAGCCUGUUAUUGACCUUGUUGCGGAUGGUUGUGUAGCCGAUGAGUGUGGCAAAUUGUUGCAGUAGCAAUGUCUUCAGUUGGUGGGUGGAGGAGCGUCAUUGGCGUGAGGCUGGAUGGAGCAUUUGAGGGAAUCUUCACAGAGUUUGAAAGUAAAAUGGAGCAGUGCGAGACAGAAGUGGAGCAUCAGCGCAGACUGCUGGAAACCAUCCGGAACCCCGAAAUAAAGCUGCACAGAAUAGACCAACGCUGUAUCUGUACAAAGAAGGAAGAGGAAAUCUCUAUCCAGGAGAAGAACGCCAGUCUGGAUCCAGAGGAUCAGAAACCUUCACUGAUUAAAGAGGAGCUGGAGGAGCUGUGUAUUAGUGAGGAAGGAGAGCAGCUUGUGCUAAAGCAGGAAAGUGAUGCCUUCAUGGUGACUCCUGUUUGUGAGGGCAGUGCCGAGCUUCUGUCCUGUUUUGUACCUGAGAGUCGAGAACAGGAAGGAGUCAAAUGUGAAAACUCAGGAAUGCCCUUAAAAACGGAGCCAAAACCAAAGAAGGUCUGUAACAACACAGAUGAAAACACACAAGUCUGCAGGAAUAGUUUACAAAUAAAAGAACUGUGUGGUACUACUAAUAAUAAUAUAGAUGGGAAGCUUUACUCCUGCAGCUCCUGCACGGAGACAUUUGAACAUGAAUCAACGCUUAAAAAUCACCUACAAAUCCACGCAGACGAUGAGUCGUAUUCCUGCAUGACAUGUGGGAAGGUUUUCAACUACAGCGCUUCCUUCAAGCUCCACUUGAAAGUCCACACGGAUGAGAGGCCAUACUUCUGUGAGAAGUGCGGCAAAACGUUCAGAAGAAACGAUAAGCUGCGGCUGCACAUGAGAACGCACACGGGGGAAAAGCCGUACCUCUGCAUCACCUGCGGAAAAAGGUUUAACGACCCGUCGGCGUUCAGGAGGCACACGGCCAUACACACUGGCGAGAAGCGGCAUUCUUGCAAAACCUGCGGCAAACGUUUUGCCCACAGCAACAGCUUCCUCUGCCACAUGAGAACCCACACGGGUGAGAGGCCUUACCUCUGCACCACCUGCGGGAAUAGAUUUGUCAACGCCUCAAAGCUUAAAAGGCACACGAGGACACACACGGACGAGAAGCCUCACGUUUGUAACACCUGCGGGAAGAGGUUCAUUCGCCUUUCCAGGUUGACGAGUCACACGAGGAUUCACACGGGCGAGAAGCCGUACUCAUGCCAAAUAUGCCAGAAGGACUUCGCUUACACCACUUCCUUGAAGGUCCACAUGAGAGUUCACACAGGCGAGAAGCCAUACGUUUGUGAGAAAUGUGGGGAAAGUUUUAGUCAGGCGGGGAGCCUAACCUCCCACAUGAGAGUCCACACAGGCGAGAAGCCGUACGUUUGUGAGAAAUGUGGGGAAAGUUUCAGUCAGGUGGGGAGCCUAACCUCCCACAUGAGAAGUCACGCAGGUGAAAAAAAGUCCUGAAACACCUGUGAGGAGAAAAUAUGAGAGAAAAUGAGUUGAUUAGGUUUAGGUUUAAAGAGGGUUGUGUAACUUUACUGUGCGUUAUACUGUACAUGAUGAGCCUGCCAUUAGAUUCAAGUCUAAUGUUGUGUUAAUGUGGUGCGUCAGCGGUAAUGCUCCAAGUGAUCGAGUUGCACUGCGGGACGCAGCAGAGGACAACAAAAAAAAUGGCUUCAAGGUCAGAAAAUUGAAGCCUGCAGUCUUUUUAAUGACCAGCAGGAGGCGAGUCCUCUGGGUUGUAUGGAAUUUAUUGAUUUAUGAUAUCAAUGAACGCUUUCCUGUUCGUUUCUGGACUCGAACGCUGGUUUUAGGUCAUAUUUCAUAAAACAGAUGAGGAUUAAUAGAGUAUAUGUACUGUCUGAAAUCCUGGGCAGAAGCUACCCCACUUGUUUCAACACCAAGAUGGUGAAAACCAGCUUGAGGCUUCGUGACAUGAUGUCAUGGUGGAUACAUCCAUCUUUUAGAUGCAGUUUGUGGGGGCAUCUUUUUAUGAUGAAAUCCUUAAAAUCUGAGAAUUCACCAGCACUUCUGAAGCAUUUCAUCUCUAAUUGUGAUAUAUGUAUGCGGGAUUAUGUGUUAGUCUCUCGUGUAUAUUAGAGGACUACAGAUUUGUUAUUAAUAAAUAAUAUAAGAUGGGAAGGAGUGAUGAAAUGAGAGGCCAGCUGGCUUUUGUGGUUCAUCUGAAUCAGUUGAAAUCUGAAAAAUCGACCCUGCCAGUUUUUGUUUUUCUUCUAUUUUUAAAGGAUUUUUUUUUGUAAACAAAAAA
Messenger RNA from Neolamprologus brichardi, 2313 nucleotides. RefSeq lists its product as uncharacterized. Gene Ontology annotation, biological process: regulation of transcription by RNA polymerase II. The record is from RefSeq and is a predicted model, not a curated record. Gene Ontology annotation, molecular function: DNA-binding transcription factor activity, RNA polymerase II-specific; RNA polymerase II cis-regulatory region sequence-specific DNA binding. Lineage: Eukaryota; Metazoa; Chordata; Actinopteri; Cichliformes; Cichlidae.